Molecule: messenger RNA, 744 nt
Organism: Gambusia affinis (western mosquitofish)
Lineage: Eukaryota; Metazoa; Chordata; Actinopteri; Cyprinodontiformes; Poeciliidae
Product: histone H3.3
Exons: 5
Coding region: 145-597 (150 amino acids)
Cellular component (GO): nucleosome
Molecular function (GO): DNA binding; protein heterodimerization activity; structural constituent of chromatin
Source: RefSeq, a predicted model, not a curated record
AACGUGAUUGGUCGAGCAGAAAUUGAAGCGUCGUUUGAACUGAAAGCUGCUGUAUUCUGUGCUGCUGUCUGUGGAAUUAAACUAAAGAGAAAACCGGAGUAGUGUCCGUCGUUGGUAUUUUUCCAACCCGUUUAACAAGAGAGCAUGACUCGCCACAGACGUGUCAGCCGCAGAAAGGCCCAUACCCCUGUCCACCGCCCCCCAGUGCCAGCCCCUAAAACACCUCAGUCAGCAGUUCUCUCCCCGAGGAGAAGUGGACCUUCAUCUGAAGGUCGGGCUGUGGGGACCCCCAAGAAGAGGAGGUUCAGACCAGGAACCAGGGCCCUGAUGGAGAUCCGGAAGUACCAGAAGAGCACUGAUUUUCUCAUUAGGAAGACGUCAUUUGCCCGCCUGGUUCGGGAGAUUUGUCAAAGAUUUUCCCUAACCGCUCUCCGGUGGCAGGUCUAUGCGCUCAUGGCUCUGCAGGAGGCUGCAGAGGCCUUUCUUGUCUUGCUCCUGUCAGAUGCCAACUUGUGUGCCAUCCAUGCCAAGAGAGUCACAGUGUUCCCACGGGACAUUCAGCUGGCCAGGAGGCUCCGUGGGGUGGAUCGCAUGUAAAGUCCACACAACAGCUGAGAGAAUCCCAGCAGCAUUUGGAUACUAGUGGCUUGGUCCCCAUUUCCACAUCUUUUCUGCUGUGUUGAUUCAGUGCCCAGUUGAAACUUAAAAACAGAUUUUUAGUUGGUUUUCAACCUGAUUUUUUUU